Messenger RNA from Candidula unifasciata, 480 nucleotides. Lineage: Eukaryota; Metazoa; Mollusca; Gastropoda; Stylommatophora; Geomitridae. The record is from the annotation of a GenBank genome assembly.
AAAUCUGGCUGUACUGAAGAAGUGGAAUUAACAGAGGAGCAGAAGGCGGAGCUGAUGCAAGCUUUCUCUAUGUUCGAAAAGGCAGGGAAGGGGAAGAUCCCGGCUAGAGACUUGGGUGAGCUGCUCCGAUGCUUGGGCUGGAACCCGUCUGAACAGGAUUUGGAGGAGGCCAGGCAUGAAUUGGAGCUUACAACAAGAGGCAGUAUAUCGUUUGAGGAGGUGGAAGGAUACAUAGCCAGGCGUGGAGGGAUUUACUACGGUAACAACGCAGAAGAGGAUAUAAUGGUGGCUUUCCAGGUUUUAGACAAAAAUGGAACAGGGCGGAUCACAGUGUCUGAUUUCCGCCAUUUUCUGACCACCAUGGGAGAGAGGAUGUCACACGAAGAAGCCGAGGAACUUAUAGCUCGAUCGACACAAGAUGGCAGAGAUUACAUAGAGUACAGAGAUCUUGUGUUGGCAGUUCAACACCUACCCACAUGA